This is a messenger RNA of Pterocles gutturalis (yellow-throated sandgrouse), 1363 nucleotides long. It is a transcript of the gene P2RY1, whose product is annotated as purinergic receptor P2Y, G-protein coupled, 1. The transcript has 2 exons. Gene Ontology annotation, biological process: phospholipase C-activating G protein-coupled receptor signaling pathway; relaxation of muscle; platelet activation. Lineage: Eukaryota; Metazoa; Chordata; Aves; Pterocliformes; Pteroclidae. Gene Ontology annotation, cellular component: plasma membrane. Bases 1 to 1092 code for a protein of 363 amino acids. The record is from RefSeq and is a predicted model, not a curated record. Gene Ontology annotation, molecular function: G protein-coupled ATP receptor activity; A1 adenosine receptor binding; G protein-coupled ADP receptor activity.
AUGACUGAAGUCCUCUUCUCUGCUGCUCUGAAUGGAACUGAACCCAACCUGUUAUCCAGCAGCGGCUGGGCUGUGGGGAACGCCCCCACCAAGUGUUCCCUCACCAAAACUGGCUUCCAGUUCUAUUACCUGCCCACCGUCUACAUUCUGGUCUUCAUCACUGGAUUUCUGGGCAACAGCGUGGCCAUCUGGAUGUUUGUCUUCCACAUGAGGCCUUGGAGCGGCAUCUCGGUUUACAUGUUCAACCUGGCGCUAGCCGAUUUCUUGUAUGUCUUGACACUGCCUGCCCUCAUCUUCUACUACUUCAAUAAAACAGACUGGAUCUUCGGGGACAUCAUGUGCAAACUGCAGAGGUUCAUCUUCCACGUGAACCUGUACGGCAGCAUUUUGUUUCUGACUUGCAUAAGCGUGCACAGGUACACGGGGGUGGUGCACCCCCUGAAGUCGCUGGGGAGGCUGAAGAAGAAGAACGCGGUGUACAUCAGCACCCUGGUCUGGGUCCUCGUGGUGGCCGUGAUUUCUCCGAUACUCUUCUACUCGGGAACAGGGAUAAGGAGAAAUAAAACCACGACAUGCUAUGACACAACAGCCGAUGAUUACCUGAGAAGUUACUUUGUUUACAGCAUGUGCACCACGGUGUUUAUGUUCUGCAUCCCGUUCAUAGUGAUCCUGGGUUGCUAUGGGCUGAUUGUGAAAGCUUUGAUUUACAAAGAUUUGGACAAUUCUCCUCUCAGGAGAAAGUCUAUUUACCUGGUUAUUAUUGUGUUGACGGUCUUUGCUGUGUCUUACCUUCCCUUCCAUGUGAUGAAGACCUUAAAUCUAAGAGCCAGGCUGGAUUUCCAGACUCCACAAAUGUGUGCCUUCAACGAUAAGGUUUAUGCCACUUACCAGGUGACGAGGGGCCUGGCCAGCCUCAACAGCUGCGUCGACCCUAUCCUUUACUUUCUGGCAGGUGACACCUUUCGAAGGCGGCUUUCCAGGGCGACCAGGAAAUCAUCCAGAAGAAGUGAACACAACGUGCAGUCCAAAAGCGAGGAAAUGACUCUCAAUAUUUUAUCAGAGUAUAAACAGAACGGAGAUACUAGUUUGUGAACAAAUGUAAAAGAUUUGGGAGCAGCUGGAAAAAAUCCUCUGCUUUGAGACAGUAGGACACUGUAGUGCUGCAAGGGUGUGCGGAAAACCUACCUGUCUCUCAAAUUCAUUGUAGGUAAAGCCUCAUUUUCUGAUCUUAGAAAAAGCUGAACAAAGUCAGCAGAAGAAUUUUAGUGGAGAAUAAUGUGUCAAAAUUCAUCUUUCCUUCUCCUUACAAUAUUCUCAUUUCUUUCUGACUUGUGUCAGACAAAGUAAAAUGAAGUAAAUCCCC